AACAGAUGGCGCUUUAAACGUAGAAAUGCAAUUUACUUUAAGUUGUGAUUUAAAUAUUUAUUUCGCAAAAACAUAAGACAGUGAUAGAACAAACAGCUGUUAAUUACAAAUAUACAAUAAUCUGUAAUCAUGUUUUUACCUUUACGCGUCAGUCGCGUACUUGCUAAUUGCAAGAAUGCUAGAGGAUUACAUACUUCAAGCAUUUUUACCUCAGAUCAAUUAUUUGUUCAUAGAGACAGCGAAGUUGAUAAUCCAAGUAUACCGUUUGAGUUCAAUGAAGCAAAUAAGAAACGAAUUGAAGCUCUUUUGAAAAUUUAUCCUGAAGGUCAUAAACGUGGUGCAAUGAUACCUCUAUUGGAUUUAGCUCAACGUCAACAUGGAUGGUUACCCAUUUCUGCAAUGCACAAAGUGGCAGAAAUACUAAAUGUUCCUCGCAUGCGAGUCUAUGAAGUUGCAACAUUUUAUACAAUGUUCAACAGAAGACCAAUGGGAAAGUAUCAUGUACAAAUUUGUACUUGUACACCAUGUUGGUUACGAGAUUCUGAUUCUAUUGUAGAAGCUGUAACCAAAGCUACAAAUUGUAAAGUUGGUGAAAUGUCAGCAGAUAAAUUAUUUACUGUUUCUGAAGUGGAAUGUCUUGGUGCUUGCGCUAAUGCACCAAUGUUCCAAGUUAAUGAUGAUUACUAUGAAGAUUUAACACCAGAAACUGCUACUACCAUAAUAAAUGCACUUAAAAAAGGUGAAAGACCACCACCAGGGCCACAAAAUUCUCCUAGAUUUGCAGCAGAUCCAGCAUCUGGCUUAACAUCAUUGACUUCCCCACCACCAGGACCUGGAUUUGGUGUUAGAUCAGAUUUAUAAUUUAUUGUAUAUAUAUAAAUAAUAUAUGCAGUCUGUCAAGAAUUUAGCACUGAUUGAAUGUAUAAAUAGAAUGUCUAAUAC
This is a messenger RNA of Frieseomelitta varia, 942 nucleotides long. It is a transcript of the gene ND-24, whose product is annotated as NADH dehydrogenase [ubiquinone] flavoprotein 2, mitochondrial. NCBI's taxonomy places the organism in Eukaryota, Metazoa, Arthropoda, Insecta, Hymenoptera, Apidae. The record is from RefSeq and is a predicted model, not a curated record. The transcript is spliced from 4 exons. Gene Ontology annotation, molecular function: NADH dehydrogenase activity. Bases 130 to 861 code for a protein of 243 amino acids. Gene Ontology annotation, biological process: mitochondrial electron transport, NADH to ubiquinone.